CACCGCGGGACGCGCGGCUCUGAUGGCGGCCGCUUCAGUAGCAGAGGAGGCUGCAGGGCAGAGAGCGGCCUCCGCGGGAACCAACAAGCCAACAGAGAAGAGGAUAAAGCGAUGAAAGCUUCACUGAUGCAACAGGGUGCUGGGGGAGGCUGGAAAGGACAUCUGCUGUGGAAAGGAGGAGGCCCUCUUCAUCCUGGGAAGCGCAAGGAAUAAAGGCAGGGUCUCUUGACUGGUUUAGCAUGGACUCUGUUGCCACCCACAGCUGCCAUCUCCUCCAACAACUGCACGAGCAGCGGAUCCAAGGCCUGCUUUGUGACUGUAUGUUGGUGGUGAAAGGAGUCUGCUUUAAAGCACAUAAAAAUGUCCUAGCAGCAUUUAGCCAGUAUUUUAGGAGCCUCUUUCAGAAUUCUUCAAGCCAGAAGAAUGAUGUUUUUCACUUGGAUAUUAAAAAUGUUAGUGGCAUAGGACAGAUCCUGGACUUCAUGUACACAUCUCAUCUAGAUCUCAACCAGGACAAUAUACAAAUAAUGCUGGAUACAGCACAGUGUUUGCAAGUUCAAAAUGUCCUGAAUCUGUGCCACACAUUUUUAAAAUCAGCCACUGUAGAACAGCCUCCUGGCAUGUCUUGUAAUAGUAUGUUCUCCCUGCAAAGCUCUCUCACCUCUGAUGCUACUUGUGCUGUGAAUGAAAACUACCCUCCGCAUUUACUGCAAGAGUGUUCUGCAGAUGCACAGCAUAAUAAAGUUUUAGAUGGAUCAAAUUCUCAUGCUCCACCAUCAGUUAGUCUUCAUCAUUCCACAAGUGAAAUAGCAAAACAAACCUCUGACACUUUAGAUGGCAGCUGUGCAGACCUGCCUUUCAAACAGCCAAGUUACUAUUACAAACUCAGAAACUUUUACAGUAAGCAGUACUAUAAAGAUACUGCUUGUCCCAGCCACGAGCGAGUCGUUGAGCAGCCUUUGACUUUGAGUCCCCCCACAGACCUCACUGCGGUAGAAAGCCAGCCAUGUGCUGCUGGCCAUUCCCAGUGCAUCCUGGAGUCUUCAGAGCACUUGCCUUCCAACUUCCUGGCCCAGCCUUUGAGUGACUCUACCCCAGACCCUGAGUCAGACACCACAUGCCCACAACCUACCAAGCAGAUGAGGCUCAAAAAGGCCAUUCACCUGAAAAAACUAAAUUUCCUAAAGUCACAGAAAUCAGCGGAACAAGGAUCAGAACCCAGGUUGGAUGAUGACUCAACAAAAAGGAUGGAAUCUGCUGAUGAGAAUCUCAUAGAGAAAGGUAGUAGCCAACCUUUCGAAGAAAAACAAAGUGAAGAAAUUGUCCACUGUGAGAAUUUUAAUUGCAUUAGUGAAAUGGAGAGACCUGAAGACCCUGCGGUGCUGGGAGACCAGUGCCAGACUCUUUCACAGAGACAGUACGCGUGUGAAUUGUGUGGGAAACCUUUCAAACACCCGAGCAACUUGGAGCUUCACAAACGGUCUCAUACAGGUGAGAAACCUUUUGAAUGUAACAUUUGUGGGAAACAUUUCUCUCAGGCAGGUAACUUGCAGACUCACUUACGUCGGCAUUCUGGAGAAAAACCAUACAUCUGCGAGAUCUGUGGAAAGAGGUUUGCAGCCUCUGGCGAUGUCCAGCGUCACAUCAUCAUUCACUCAGGAGAAAAGCCACACUUGUGUGACAUCUGUGGUCGAGGGUUUAGUAACUUCAGUAAUUUGAAGGAGCAUAAAAAGACACACACGGCAGAUAAAGUCUUCACCUGUGAUGAAUGUGGGAAGUCUUUUAACAUGCAAAGGAAGUUGGUAAAACACAGAAUCCGACACACGGGUGAGCGGCCUUACAGCUGUUCUGCCUGUGGGAAAUGUUUUGGGGGAUCAGGUGACCUCCGGAGGCACGUGCGCACUCACACUGGGGAAAAGCCGUACGCGUGUGAGAUCUGUGACAAGUGCUUCACACGCUCGGCUGUGCUGCGGCGUCACAAGAAGAUGCACUGUGAAGCCGGCGGUGGACGCCCAGAUGUGCUGGGGGGGCUUGGUCAAGCCAUCGAGACCUCCGACCUUGAGAAAUCUCAGAGCUCAAACUCUUUCUCUCAGGACACAUCUGUGACAUUGAUGCCCGUAUCGGUUAAAGUCCCUGUCAACCCAGUGGAAAAUUCCAUGACAGAAUUUGACAGCCACUCUGCCAGCUCCUAUUGUAAGUUACGGUCCGUGACUCAACCUCAUGGACUUAGUGACCAGGAGAAACUGGGUUUGGAUCCUGUGAAGCUGGCCAAGCCCCCCCUGCAGCAGGCACAGCACCAGGCAUAUGCUUACUCAGACAUGGAUGGCCCGGCCAGCGUCGAGCCGCUGCAGGCUGAUGGCAUGUCCACGAUCCGCUCAUCCCUGGCUGCUUUGGACAACCACUGCAGUGACCCCCUGGGCAGCCGCACACCUGCCACAGCCUACAGGAACUCAGAGGGACAGUUUUUCUCCAGCAUGACUCUCUGGGGGCUAGCAAUGAAGACGCUGCAGAAUGAAAGUGAGCUGGACCAGUGACGUCCGUGCCGAUGGUUCUCAGUGUUGGGGUCUUCUGUCCACUUUGGCCAACUGGUGUCAGCCUGCAGGAGAGAACAACUUCCCCUGGGACUGGUGCCUUCUCACUAGCCAGGGGAUAUUUAGGUAAUUUCCCCCCCCUAAAGAUGGCUCAGGGAUUGGGAAGAAAGGCCAGCUGGCUUGGCACUGAGUCAGAUGCAGGGCGUAGAACUUGAAAACGCAUUUGCUUUAGCUAGCUUGACUUGUGCAGACUUGGUGUUAAUGACUAUACGCUGGGGCCGUAUGAAAGGAAUUAUAU
Molecule: messenger RNA, 2829 nt
Organism: Otolemur garnettii (small-eared galago)
Lineage: Eukaryota; Metazoa; Chordata; Mammalia; Primates; Galagidae
Gene: ZBTB49
Product: zinc finger and BTB domain containing 49
Exons: 9
Coding region: 240-2534 (764 amino acids)
Biological process (GO): negative regulation of transcription by RNA polymerase II; regulation of immune system process; regulation of cytokine production
Cellular component (GO): nucleus
Molecular function (GO): RNA polymerase II cis-regulatory region sequence-specific DNA binding; protein binding; DNA-binding transcription factor activity, RNA polymerase II-specific
Source: RefSeq, a predicted model, not a curated record